AUGAAUUGUGCUACAUUCAGUGAUAAGAAAAGAUCCUGGAUUGCAGCUGGUCAGGAGAGUCACUGUCAAUUAUACAAUGUACAUUCGAAAAUCAUCACUGUCGAGAAUGGCGAAAUUCCGAAAAAAUCUGCUAAUUUUAAUUCAGGUCUUAGGCAACGAAAACAGAGUGAAAAAAGUGAUGAACAAUCGAAUAAUCACGAAAGAAUAGAAGAAGUUAAAGACAAUAAUUCAAAUUUCAAAAAAUUAUUUUCUAGACAACCGGAACCACUGCAAAGAAUCGUGCGACUUUGUCCAAAAGGAGAAUUAAUGGCCACCGGAGGCACAGACGGACGAAUUAGACUCUGGAAAUUCCCUGAACUUAUCAAAUUCCACGAUUUAGAAGCUCACACAAAAGAAAUCGACGAUAUAGAUUUUAAUGCCGAGGGUAAUUUACUGGUGUCAAUAGCCAAAGAUGGAAAAGCCUUUGUUUGGGAUAUAAAAAGUGAAAUGAAAAAAAGAGAACUCACUUGGAAUGUGCCUGGAAAUAUGAAAUAUUUAUACAAAAGAUGUCGAUUCAGGGAUCCCGAUGAAAAAGUUCCUAAAACACAAUUAUUAACAUUGUCGAAUGCAACAGUUGGGAAAAAUCCUAGUUUCCUUCAACUUUGGAAUGUCGAUGCCGGUGUUAUUAUGAAGUCGGUGCCAUUUCAAGAGACACUGUCAGCGCUGGCAGUUUCCGAUAAUGGAAGAUUGGUAGCUGUGGGAACAAUGUUCUCUGGCAGUGUCGACAUGUUCAUUGCAUUUAGUUUACAAAGAGUUCUUCAUAUUCCUGGUGCGCACAGUAUGUUCGUCACUGGUCUUGAAUUUUUACCCACCAAAAAUGAUGGUCCAACGAUAACGAGCAACGCUGAAGCGGCUGUUGUCAGCAUAUCCGUUGAUAACCGGAUUUGCAUUCACAGCUUGCCAUAUAGAUAUACAAUUCCCAUUUGGGUGGUAAUAGUCCUCAUAAUAUUGAGUAUUGGCUGUGCAUUUAUAUUCUGCAGUUACAUGGGUUUAUAG
Molecule: messenger RNA, 1035 nt
Organism: Leptopilina heterotoma
Lineage: Eukaryota; Metazoa; Arthropoda; Insecta; Hymenoptera; Figitidae
Product: prolactin regulatory element-binding protein-like
Exons: 3
Coding region: 1-1035 (344 amino acids)
Biological process (GO): protein secretion
Cellular component (GO): endoplasmic reticulum membrane
Molecular function (GO): GTPase activator activity; guanyl-nucleotide exchange factor activity; protein binding
Source: RefSeq, a predicted model, not a curated record